This is a messenger RNA of Theobroma umbraticum, 2702 nucleotides long. Its product is annotated as putative disease resistance protein At5g63020. The record is from RefSeq and is a predicted model, not a curated record. Lineage: Eukaryota; Viridiplantae; Streptophyta; Magnoliopsida; Malvales; Malvaceae. Gene Ontology annotation, molecular function: ADP binding.
UUUUUCGUAUGCUUACCGUAUGACUAUUGCUCUAUGCAUCUUCUCAAUGGUAGCAGAGUUAUAUCAUUUGCAAAGAAGAUUUCUCAGCCUUCCUUCACUGGUUUUCUUUCUGUUGCAGGUGAGAUUUUCUUAAGUUUAGGUGAGUCAGGGCAGGCAGAAGAAGAACCAUUUCAGUGGAUCUUUUCUUUAAGGAACUUCGGUAGUUUUCAUUGUCGGUUCUUUUGCAUAUAGUGCUGCUGCUUUUUCUCUGCAGUCACCAUCUCAAAACAAGCUAGUCAAGACAGGUACCUGCAGCCAUGGAUUUUGUUCUAAAUAAGGUUGAUAAACACUGGGACAACCAUAGAAGUCUUGACCAGAACAUGAUUACCCUAAAAAGAAAACUGGAGGGUUUAAAUGCCCUAAAGGAAGACACUUAAUCAAGAAUGAGACCAGAGUUGCUUCCGAGUAAGAAACUCAAGAAAGAAGUUCAUUUAUGGUUGAAAAAUGUUGAAAGAAUUAAUGGUGAAAUACAAAACCUUGAACAAAGAGUUGAGAAAACCCCUAUUUUCUUAUGUGGAUUUCACACAGAAAAUGUUUUAAAAAAGAUACAAGAAGUUGAGGAACUUCUGGCACAGGGUAGGUUUGAUCAAGGUUUGGUAGUUGAUGAGUUUACAUGGAUAGGACAAGCUUUGGCAACAACAACUUUAGUUGGAAAAGCUGCAGAUACAUGUUUGAAAGAAAUUUGGACAUAUUUGAUGGAUGAUGAUAUUCCAAAGAUUGGUGUUUGGGGAAUGGGAGGAGUGGGGAAAACAACCAUAAUGAAGAUUAUCAACAACCAACUUUUAAAAGAGACUAAAAAGUUUAAGAUUGUGAUAUGGAUCACUGUAUCAAGGGAGAUGAACAUCUCCAAAAUUCAAAAUGGUAUCUCACGUAAAAUGGGAGUAACCCUUCCUGAAGAUGAGGAUGAAACAAUAAGGGCAGGAAUGCUAUACGAAUUGUUGACUCGAAAAGGCAGGUAUGUGUUAAUUUUGGAUGAUCUAUGGGACACACUUUCUCUUGAAGAAGUAGGAAUCCCUCAGCCUUCUAAUGGAAGUAAGUUAGUGGUAACAACUCGGAUGCGAGAUGUGUGUCGCUAUUUGAGUUGUCGAGAAGUUAAAAUGCCUACUCUUCCAAAACAAGAUGCAUGGAGUUUGUUCUUGGAGAAAGUAGGUGGAGAUGUUUUGGAAUAUGAAAACCUGUUACCAAUCGUGGAAUCGUUGAUUGAAUUGUUGGUUAAAGGAUGCCCUCCUUUAGAAAUGUUGCCAUCUUUCUCAAAACUUGAAGCUUUAAAGAGGUUGGAUCUUACAGACACAAAAAUCAAGAAUCUCCCUCGUGGGAUGGAAAGGUUAGUAAAUCUCAAUUUUCUUCAUCUGGAUGUGGAAGAAGUCCCCAGUGGAAUAUUAUCAAAAUUAUCAUGCUUGCGAGACUUGGUGAUAGUUGAUAAUGAUAAACCGCAUCAAGCAUGCGUCAAAGGAGAUGAGAUAGGUGAGUUAAGGAAGUUGGAGUACUUUAGAGGGAGGUUUUAUGACUUGAAUGAAUUGAAUACUUUUGUGCAAGCUUUGCAGAGUCGAGGACAAGGGCUUAUUGGAUACCACAUUGGUGUGGGUGAUGAAAAAGUCUACAGUCAGCAUAAAUGGGAUAAACACAUUGAAUUAGAUGGUUGUAAAAUCUGUAGAGAUGGUGUUGAGUUCCCUUCCGAUCUGCAGCAAUUGAGCAUUAACCACGGCAUUAUUGAUUUCCCUGAAAAGGAGGCGUUUCUUCCAUGGUUUAUCUCAGCGCCAAACAGCAUGUUUUCUUUUCUUAAAGAAAUUUAUAUAUUUGAAUGUGAAAAAAUAAAAAAGUUGUUCACGAAGAGUUGGGUGCUAAGGAACGUCCCGAAUUUGGAAGUGCUAACUGUCUGGGGAUGUAACCGAAUGAAGGAAAUAAUAGCAUCAGAAAUGGAAUUGGUUGAAGAAGAAGGAAUGGGUGGUAUUAAGAGUAAUACCAUCCAAUUUACUCUUCCCAAAUUAAGGAUAUUGAAAUUGUUGUAUUUAGGACAACUGAGAAGUAUUUGUAGUGCAAAUAGAGUUAUGGUUUGUGAUUCUCUUGUAGAGAUUAUUAUCCAUUGCUGUCCAAAAUUACAGAGGAUCCCUCUGUAUCUUUGCCUGCAUGAUGAUGGCCAACCAUCUCCUCCUCCUUCUCUUAAAGGAUUGGCUAUAACUUCAAAGGAAUAUUGGGAGUCACUGAAGUGGGACCAUCCCAAUGCCAAGUCUCUAUUUAAGCCAAAGUUUUUAAGCUGGAGCCUCUGAUCUGUAUAUCUCUCUCCUUAUUUAAGACUGACAACAAUGCUUGAUUGCAAUCCCAUACGAGAUAUUGUUAAGGUGUAGCAUGCCUGUGUGCAUGAUUGUCAACAACACAGUCGUGGCCUAGGUUUUCUCCCAAAUUGAGCACAAGUUUGAUCCGAUGUAUGCCAAACAAGCCUUCAUUCAUUAGCAUGCAAGUGAAGGAACGAAGGCAGGUGAAUUCUUAGGAAGCCGGGAAGAUCUUGCCGCUCUCAAGAAUAACUAUGAGGAAGUUGGAGCGGAAGGUGUCAAAAGGGGAGAAGGGAAAGAUUACUAAACAUAUGUUUCAUGAAGCAGCAGCUAAUGGUCUACUCCUUUCAUGAUCUUGUUUUCUGUUUAUUGUUGUAAUUUUGUGCAUGUGCU